GAGGGAGGAUUUUUCAAGGCAAUUCUGGAGUUUCCGCAGGAAUAUCCACUUUUGCCGCCGAAAAUGAAGUUCAUCUCAGAAAUAUGGCAUCCAAACAUUGGUAAAGACGGAAGUGUGUGCAUAUCGAUACUGCACGAACCUGGUGAUGAUCGGUGGGGCUACGAGAAACCAGAAGAGAGGUGGUUGCCGGUGCAUACUGUAGAAACGAUUCUUCUUUCUGUGAUUUCGAUGCUCGCUGAUCCAAAUCAUGAAUCACCAGCAAAUGUGGAUGCUGCGAAAAUGCUUCGAGAGAAUUUUCCCGAGUUUAAAAAGCGAGUGUCGGCAUGUGUCCGGAAAAGUCAGGAAGAGGGCUGCUGA
Messenger RNA from Gongylonema pulchrum, 357 nucleotides. The record is from the annotation of a GenBank genome assembly. Lineage: Eukaryota; Metazoa; Nematoda; Chromadorea; Rhabditida; Gongylonematidae.